AUGACUUCUUCAACACAACAUUCAGAAACUGUUGCCAAUACAUCAGUUGGUGAUGCAUCUGCUGAUGUUUAUAUGACAAAUUCAGAAGAAAAUCAAAUUAAUGGCAUUGAUGAAGAAUCAACUACAAAUGAAAAUAAAACGGGUAAACGAAAACGAUCAACAAAAAAAUCACUAGAACCAACAGAAAAUAUACCUAAUGGACGUCCAAAACGUACAUUAUCUAAACGUGAUGACGUACCAACAAAUAUGAUUAAUGGCAUUACAAAAACAAAUAAAGCUAAAACUGAACAAAUAAGUGGUGAAGCCGAUGAUGAUCAAGAACGUGAUAAACAAAUUCCAAUACUUCAUGAUGUUGCUGAUGUUGUUUGGGUUAAAAUGGGUGGACAUCCUUGGUGGCCAAGUCUUGUAAUUCGAGAUCCAAAUGAUCCAAGUGGAUGUUUUACAAAAAUUUCUGGUAAUGCACGAGCAAAACGCAUGUAUUUCGUUGUAUUCUAUGGUUCGACUGCUGAUUUUGCAUGGGUAUCUGAUGCAGCAAUAAUACCAUAUCAAGGUGUUGAAGCAUUUACUAAAUAUGCUCAAGAAACUGUUGAUAAAGCACAAACAAAAUCUCAAAAAGAACAAUUAACUGAACGAUUUCAAUUAAAAGUUACAAUUGGUCGACGUGAAGAUUGGGAAAUGGCUGUACGUGAAGCUGAUGAAGCAAUUAAACAAACUAAUGAAAAACGUCUUGAAGAAAUUGAACCUAAAGUUCAUUUCUAUACAAAAAGACUCGUUACACCAAAAGGUCAACCUGGUCGUCGACCAAAACCAUCUGUUACAAAAUCAGAAGAAUCUAAUGAAACACCAAUAAUUGAUACAAAUAAUCGUUCAUUACUUGCUGAAAAAGCAUUUGAAUUUAAAUCUGAUGAUGAAGAUUCAUCAACUGAUUCACCUAUACGUAAAAGUUCAUCAGUUAAAAUAAAACUUAGUAAACAAACAUCAAAUGAUUCGGAUUCAAAUCCAACACCACCGAAUAAAAAUCGUUAUAUACCAAAAACAAUUUUAUCGAAUGAAAAAAUAAAUUCUACAUCAACACCAUCAACAAUAACAACUGUUUUUGGACAAACAGCAAAUGGUUCAUCAGUUUCAUAUGAACAACAAACAUCAACAAAUAAUUCCGUUGAUACAACACCAAUUAAAAUAAAUUCAACUAAAAUGAUUAAUGGUUCAAGUAGUGGACGAAAACGUGGUCGACCACGUCUUAAACAACCAUCAAUAUCAUCAAGUAAUGAUGAUACACCACCUCCACCUGUACCAGAAUUUAAUUCUGCUAGUCCAUCAGUUACAACAAAAUUUACAACACAACGUAAACCAAUUAUAAAACCACAAGCAUUUAUGAAUUCAUCAACAAAUAAUAUUGUUAGUGGACAACAUGAUAUACGAACUGGAUUUUUAUCACCAUUUGAAGAACAAGAAGUACUUGAUGCACUUGAACAAUUAGGUUCAACAAAAACAUUUGAAGAAGCUGAACAAAAAGCUAAACGUCGUUUUGAACAUAUACUUUGUUUAAAUCUUAAUCGAACACAUGUUGAUAUACCACAAGAAUGGUUUUAUACAUUUUUGUUUUCUCAUCCAUCAUUAAUAAUAAAAAAUCCUCAAUGGUUUACUGAAAAAACUAAUACGGAUACAUUGAAUGAUAAUGAUUUACUUAAUGAUGUUCAAUCAUCAAGUAGUUUAGCUGUUCUUAAACAUCAAUUAGUUGUUUUAUCGAAAUUAUAUCGUAAUGAAUUACAAGCUCGUCAAUCAGCACCUGUUAAAAAACGACGAUCAACAGCUGGUAGUAUUGGAAAACAAAAAUCAAUUGAGAAAAAACAAGAUUUCGAUGAUAAAUUAAAUGAUAUACAAGGUAAAGAACAACAACAACAACAGCACCAAGAGGAACUUAUUGCUUAA
This is a messenger RNA of Rotaria sp. Silwood1, 1932 nucleotides long. Lineage: Eukaryota; Metazoa; Rotifera; Eurotatoria; Philodinida; Philodinidae. The record is from the annotation of a GenBank genome assembly.